Molecule: messenger RNA, 774 nt
Organism: Penicillium malachiteum
Lineage: Eukaryota; Fungi; Ascomycota; Eurotiomycetes; Eurotiales; Aspergillaceae
Product: transcription factor domain-containing protein
Exons: 3
Coding region: 1-774 (257 amino acids)
Source: RefSeq, a predicted model, not a curated record
AUGUACACGUAUUCCCGACGCAUAUGCACAGAAGCCUGCAUUUCUCUGCUAUCGCCCCUCAAAGGCACUACAAAUGCAUCAACAGAUCAUGUCAUAUACCCACACAUUCUUCGGCUCAGAGGAGGCAUGUUUCGAAGCGAGCUAUUCCAUGCAGCUGCAACACUUUGUUUUGAGCUUCGGUUACAAGUGACAGACAAGAUAUUACCUUUGCUUCCAGGAGCUAGCACAGGCGACACAGAUUGGAACACCAGCCAGCGUGGAAAUUUGAUACGUACUGUCGAGAGUGCCAUCGAGUACUUUGCAUUCAAAGUCCGGACAGAGAAGCAAGCGUGCAAAGCAUUCAUGCUGCUCAAUAUGGUAUAUGCAUCGGCACAAAGUGAGCUCUUCUUAGGAACGGAUACACACACAGCUUGCGAAACAGAUACCAGCCACCUGACCCUUGAAAAUGCCUGUCCGCGGGCGGCUCGAAGAUGUCAGCAGCUACUCCUCGAGGGCUCUGGCCGCGCGGAGUGUCAACAUUCCGAGGAAAAUUGGCUCGGCUACCCAGGGAAUCCAUUCAUGAACGAGGAAGCCCCUGAACUUGGCGAAGGACAUCAAUGUUCGCAGAAGAAUUCGUCGUCGACGACUCAGACGGACCAUACUUCAGGCACGACUGACGCAGGGAAUGCCGGGCCUGACCUGUUUGACAUCUCAUUUGACUGGGGGAUGUAUCUUGACCCAGCAUAUCUGAAUGAAACGGGGAAUCUGUGGCCGUUGAUGGAUCCGUUGAUAUAG